Puntigrus tetrazona (Sumatra barb) is the source of this 303-nucleotide messenger RNA. RefSeq names its product myeloid protein 1-like. Bases 1 to 303 code for a protein of 100 amino acids. Lineage: Eukaryota; Metazoa; Chordata; Actinopteri; Cypriniformes; Cyprinidae. The record is from RefSeq and is a predicted model, not a curated record. The transcript is spliced from 3 exons.
AUGAGAGAUGGCAGCAUCCACAAGGGAACAGAUAUCGUGUGCGGUGAUGACGGCAUCGUCAAUGCUCCUUUUUCUGGAAACCUGGCCGGUCCUGUUGAGAGAGCAGUGGGAGACUCUCUUCAAUACGAUGGCGUCAAACUCUACAACAAAGUGCAUUGUGUGAAGAUCUUCAACGUCCGGGGCUCUGUAGUUCAGGGAGAGGCCAUGGGUUACCUGUUACCUCUGCAGGAGCGUUUUCCUGGCAUCACCUCACACCUGGAGCUUCAGAUGUGUGACGGCUCUGAUCCCUCGCCCUUCAUAUGA